This is a messenger RNA of Amaranthus tricolor (Joseph's coat), 789 nucleotides long. RefSeq lists its product as uncharacterized. Gene Ontology annotation, biological process: DNA integration. The record is from RefSeq and is a predicted model, not a curated record. The transcript is spliced from 2 exons. Lineage: Eukaryota; Viridiplantae; Streptophyta; Magnoliopsida; Caryophyllales; Amaranthaceae. Bases 1 to 789 code for a protein of 262 amino acids. Gene Ontology annotation, molecular function: nucleic acid binding.
AUGACAAAGAAAGAGGCAAAGCCAAGAUUAAUAAGAUGGAUUCUUUUGUUAAGUGAGUUUGAUUUGGAAGUAAAAGACAAAAAAGGCACAGAAAAUGUGGUAGCAGAUCAUUUGAGCAGGAUCACACCACAUGAAAGCAUGCAUUCAAACAAAGAUGUCUCAUUGAAAUAUAACAUUCGUGAAGAAUUUCCAGAUGAGCAACUAUUCGCAGUCAAGGCAUAUCAUCCAUGGUAUGCUAAUGUUGUAAAUUUUCUUGUGUCUGGCAGGUUUCUCACAGAUUUCACAAAAUCUCAAAAAGACAAGCUAAGAAGUGACGCAAAACACUACAUUUGGGACGAUCCAUACCUAUGGACGGAUCAAAUCAUACGGAGGUGUGUCCCUGAUGGUGAGCUGUUGAUUAUGUCUCGAAAUGGGUGGAAGCAAAGGCCACCCGGACUGAUGAGAGUUGUUGCAGAUUUUAUCAAAGCUAAUAUCUUUUCUAGGUUUGGAAUUCCAAGAGCUUUGAUAAGUGAUAAGGGAACUCAUUUUUGCAACCAAACCAUAGGGGCUUUAUUAAAGAAAUAUCAUGUGACACACAAGAUAUCCACCGCUUACCAUCCACAAACAAAUGGGCAAGCAGAAUUAUCAAAUAGAGAAAUCAAGUCCAUCUUGAAAAAGAAGGUCAAUCCGAAUAGAAAAGAUUGGAGUUUAAGGUUGGAUGAUACACUAUGGGCAUACAGGACAGCCUACGAAACACCAAUUGGAAUGUCACCAUACCGUCUUCGGGAAAGCCUGUCACUUACUUGUUGA